GCUUCUUCUCCUCCUCCAUCCACCCAUUAUCACCAAACAUGGCUCACCUCGUCAACAGCAGCCAGACGGCUCCCCUUCCCGACAUCAGCGCUACGGCGUCGUCGUCUCUCCAUCUCAACUUCCCCGCUACGACCUAUGGCGCCCCUAUGAACUCGCGCUCCAUCUCGCGAGUCUCGGUUCACCCCGCCGCCCUUUUCUCCAUUCUGGACCACUUCCUUCGUCGAAGUGACAAGGCGGCCAGCACCGAAGAGAAUGCAGAGGAGGAUGCGGAGGGAAAGAAGGCUGGAGAACAGGCCAAUGCAGAGGCCUCAGCUUCGUCCUCAUCGAAUGCGAGGUCCAACCGGGUUAUUGGUACUUUGCUGGGCACGCAUAAUGAGGGAGAGGUAGAGAUCCGAUCGUGCUUUGCGGUCCCGCAUAACGAGACGGAUGAGCUCGUUCAGGUGGACAUGGACUACCAUCGUCAGAUGAUUGAACUGCACACCAAAGUUCACCCGGAGGAAGUGAUUGUUGGAUGGUACGCAACGUCACCCGACCUCAACACCUACUCUGCUCUCAUUCAAGACUUCUUCUCCAAGGAGUCAGCCCCUCACCAGGCCGUUCACUUGACGAUCGACACUGACCUUCGUUCGAGCGAGGCGUCGUCAUCGUCGAGCGAGCCCCUCGGCGUCCGCGCCUACGUCUCUUCUCCUCUCGGCCUCACCCCGAAGGCAGACAACGCCGUGUUCCUUCCCUUGCCGGUCACCCUUCUCUCUGCCCCCGCAGAGCGACCGGCCCUCUCCCUCUUGGCAUCUCAGACCACGCUCGCGCAGCAGCAAGCCAACGGCUCCAGCACCGCUGCGCCUCCCUCCCUCUCAGCAGGCCAGGUUGUGCCCGACCUGCAAGCUCUGACCCUCGCUCUCCAGCAAAUCCAACAGCAACUGCGUCGCGUCCUCUCCUACGUACGUGAGGUCGUCUCCGGGCAGCGUCAGGGUGACGAGGUUGUGGGUCGAUACUUGCUGGACACGAUUGCUCGAAUCCCAGUAGGGGCGAGCAAGGCAGAGGGCAAAGAUGUGGGGGAUGUCUGGAACUCGUGCCUGCAGGAUGUGCUCAUGGUCAGCUACUUGAGCAACAUUGUCAGGGCGCAGGCAGAGGUGGCCGGGAGGUUGACGCUGCUGUCGUAGGAGCGUGGGGUCUGAUAGAUGUGGUGCCGCUCCGCUCCAGUCGAGCGAAUGGUAUCUUUGAUUGUCAUCUCCGAGUGCUGCUCUCACAUCGUGCGAGUGCCAUGAAGUCGUCU
Messenger RNA from Jaminaea rosea, 1273 nucleotides. Its product is annotated as Mov34-domain-containing protein. Gene Ontology annotation, molecular function: metallopeptidase activity; translation initiation factor binding; translation initiation factor activity. Bases 39 to 1160 code for a protein of 373 amino acids. Gene Ontology annotation, biological process: translational initiation. The transcript has 2 exons. Lineage: Eukaryota; Fungi; Basidiomycota; Exobasidiomycetes; Microstromatales. Gene Ontology annotation, cellular component: eukaryotic translation initiation factor 3 complex, eIF3m. The record is from RefSeq and is a predicted model, not a curated record.